AUUUAGCUGAGAACAGACUGAAUAUCUCAGACUACCACCAUAUUCAUAGCAGAUUCCCCUAGACUUUCAGUCAGCCUUUCUUGUACCACCAGCACUUGUUCAAUCGAUCGCUCACCCUGCCUCAAGCGGAAGUCCGCCCGUUAGCUAGCAUACAUUGAGCCGUUAUCUGGUCAUCAGUCGAGUCCAAAGAUCCAAUGACAAUGGACAGCAGCGGAGUCAGCCAAAUCAUCAAUGCGUUGGGCGUUGUUUACGACUCUAAAUCCAACAACACCCAGAGAAGAGAGGCCCAGGAAUUCUUGGAAACAAUCAAGUCCAACGACGAAUCGCCAUUCUGGGGCUAUCAAUUGGCAUUGCCCGAAAACAAUGGCAAGAAUUACAUAGUUCGACAUUUUGGGUUUUCGUUGAUCCAAAACUCCAUCAAGACCCGCUUCCACGAGUUUGACUCUACCAAAACCCUAGCCAUCCGUAACUGGAUCGUCGAAUUGGCCAACAAAAUCGAAGCGGAUGACCCCCACUACAUCAAGGAAAAAUUGGCGUUCCUCUGGGUGUCUAUCGCAAAAAGGAUUUGGGGAAAUUUCCCUUCCUUGAGUGUCGACUCGAAGGAUAAACCCAACCACGGUUCCCAGGACGCCCGUAGCGGCAGCAACCCUAAUAUUUCCGACACCAACGGCAGCUCAAAAGACGAUACCAUCAGCGGAUGGUCAUCUAUGGAUCAAGAUUUGUGGAAUCUAUGGUCCAGCAACUUCACUUGUCGUGAAUUGUCCUUAAUCAUCAUCAGAACUUUGUUCGAAGAUAUUUAUCUUCUUGACGAUCCAAUUGCAUCCAAGAGAACUGUCAUAUUAAACCAGUUGAGUGUUCUAAUUAUUACCCCAGACAAUGUUCUUAAUUCUCUUUACGAAUAUGACCAAACUAUGACUCGGUGCAAGUUUACUCCCAACGGUUGGUUCGUCAUAUGGAGCCAGUUUCUUUUAGAAAUCUUGUCCAAUAAUGAUGCCAACAGUGAAACAUAUCAAAGCUUUGUACCAAAAAUCUUAUCCACCUUCAAAACUUGUUUGCAUUGGAUUCAACCCUCAGUUUUGAGAAGUGAGAAUAUAAUGCAAACUCUUAUAAACCUUUUGAGUUUGCCUGAUGUUAAGUUAAAAACUCUAGCAGUGGACUGUUUGCAUAUUCUUUUCACUAGAAGUUAUAGCAAUUCUGAAGAUUUCAACUUUUUCAUUGGCUCAAUUUUCACUACUGAAGGUAUUCAAAAAUUGUCACAAUUCUACCAUUCAUUGGAAAUAGAUCCUGAUGAUAUUGACGAACAAGCCUAUUCUCUUUUGAAGAAGACUGUUGAGAUGAUUGUAUCGCUCAGUGAGUACUUAAACAUCUCCUCUAAAAAUAAAAUCUCUUGGGAGAGUUCUGAUAUUGAUAACUACUUGAAUUUGGUAUUGAAUACCACUAAUCAUCCAAGUUUAAUAAUCAGUGGAUUAUCUCUUCAAAUGUGGGUCACAAUUUUAAGAUUUGAUGAAUUGAGCUCGAAGGGGCCAAUUAUCAAAAUCUUGUUAGAUUUAUUGGAGAUUGCCGCAAACAGAACCAUCAAUUACACAUAUAAUGAUGAACUUAGUUCAAAGAAGUUUUUGGAUGUUGAUUUCGAUUCAAACUCUGAUUCUAAUUCUUUCUUACAGAACUAUAAAAAAUUCAACGAAGACAUUGUCAGAAUCACUAUUUGCAAGAAGCCUGAAGAAGGAUUAAUGUGGUUGGAAAAUCGUUUACAGGUGUUUUUCAGCUCAGAUCUCGGUGGAAAAUGUAUAACCCAAUACAAAUUGGAUGAAAAAUCAGACGAAUUGAAUUAUGGUUCCUCGCAGUUCAACAUCAUCGAAAACUGUAUACGAGGAAUUUCAAGGUGGAGAAUUUGGUACAAUGGAAAGGAUUUCGAUGUGAUCAAUGACAGAUUGAACAAGUUAGUAGAAAGUUUGGGUGAAAGAUUAUUAGCAAUGAAUUUGUCAUGCCCUUUGUUGAUAAGAAAACAAGUUCAGACAUUAGUGCAAUUUGCACCUUUAUUGAAGGAUGUCAGUCCUUUGAUGUUCAAAGUAUUGGAAAAGAUUUUGAUAACUGCAACUUUUGAGUACCCUCCAGACAUAACCGACGAAGAAAAGGAAUUAAUUCGGGACUUGAGAACUAGUUGUGGUACUGAAUUGAACAGGUUGGCUUACAUAAUGCCUGAAUCAUUGAAGAAAAUAUUUAAUGAUUUGGAAAAUGUGGUAGCCAACAUAUUGUCAUCAAAAAAGGUGACUGAUCACGAAAACGUUGCAUUUAAAUCAUUCUUGUUGGUUAUAGCUUCUAGAUCUUCAAUUACUGAUAAAAAUGAAUUGUUUGCGAAGAUUGUGGACCCAGAGUUAGCAGCUUGGUCUGCACCAGAAACUGAAAAGGGAUUGAUGGACUUACAUUGGUUUAUGGAAAGAAUGGGAAUAGUUGAGAUCGCUUCUUAUUUUCAGCGUAGGGGAAUUUCAGCCACUACAAACUUAUUGGAAUCUGAAAUGGAUGAAGAUGGAAAAUUACUAAAGAAUAAACUUAAGGAUCACUGGUCUUCGAUUUUUCCUAUUAGGGCUACCAGGAUUUUUAUCCAGUAUAGUAUUGAAAAGCUCAACCACGAUUCUACUGAGUACUUAAACUUGUUAAAAUUGUGGAAGCCAAGAGUCCAACCCAUUAUCCCUCAUAUUUUACAGUUGUUGACCCAGAUUCAGGCGUACCACAAUCCCGCUAACUGGAACGAUUUGCCCGAUGCCGUCCAAGCAUUUGUUAGAUACAGUUGUAUGGAAAGAUUUUGGCAGCAAGGAGUAUCGAUUCAGUCCAAGGAAACCUUCAUUGAAGAGAAUGUCAAGGCAGCUUUCACAUUACGAGAUUUUGCUGACUCGGUUGGUCAUUUGAUUAGAUAUACCAGAGAGUAUGCAUUUUUGACAAUUGGCUCAUUAUCGCAACUUGAGGAUACCCUUUAUGAGAUUCCUAACAUCGCCAGCAUGAUCUGGAAGGCAGUUGCCGGCGAUACUGUGGGAAUUACUUUACACAGUUGGAAGCACAUGAUUAAUAGUUGUUUGAGAAGUGUGAUUAAGUUCUGCCCGGUAAAGUUUGUGGAUGUUUUCAUGGCUGAAUUGUUACCCAAAGCAUUUUUAGACAUUGAUAAACUUAUUGUUGGCAAGUGGGAAAAGGUUUACAAUAACGGCUUACAAUUACAAGGCAACGAAGAUGACGAAACUUUGUCGGAGGAGAUGAUGGAAGAACAUAUGUUAAGACAACUCACCGCCACAGUUGUUAGAUUCUUGAUGGACGUGGUCAGUCAGUUCAACGCCAAAACUAUAACAGAUACCCAAUUCGCUUGUCGAAGACUUAUUAUAGAAAAUAAGGAAGUUAUGGCACCGUUUUUGCAAAUCUGCUGUCACCUCAUUACAUUCAAAGAUACCAAAUGUUCAUUUAACACUAUUUUAGUGGUUAGAAACGUAUUACUGGACAUACUAUUGAAGGACGAUGAGGUUGACAAGUACUUAUGUGAUCAUUUAGUAAAGGCCUUAUUGCAGGUCUUGGUGGAUGAUUACUUUGUGGAAACGCACGGGGAAGCAGCUAUUGCGCUCACCACGUUAUACUGUGCAUUGAGAUCAAAGAACGAUUAUCCUGCCAGAAUAUUGAUACAAUGUCUUCCCAACAUCACCACCCAACAUGUGAGCAACUUUGAAACAUUGUUGGUGAGCUCUAAGUCCUUGAAGCAUCAAAGAGCUGCGUUGUUGGAAUUGGUGAAGAUUUCCAAGGAAAACGGUUCUGGAAAUGAUUAUGAUGAGAUGAAGAAUCGUAGAAAACAAUUAGAAGUAGCUGCUGCUGCCAGAAAAAAGAAAAGCUUGACUGUGGACGUGAUGAAUGAUCCAUUUACCGAAAACGGUGCCCUAGACAAGUUAUUUGGCGAUGAUUAGCACUAUGACCAGUAUUAAACAAUAUAUGGAACGAACUAAUAGCUUAUGAGGUGGUGUGUAGGAAUAUAAGCGGUGGAAAAUAUUACGUCUUUUUCAGUACUUGACUAUUGAUUGUGAAAUCUCUACUAAUGGGCGAUCUUCCUCUGGCAAUAUUGAAGGCAGCUAGAAAUGCUUGUGACUGAAUUCUACGAUUAGCAGGCAUUAGUAGUAAUAGAACGCAAUUUUGCUCCUAUUUAACAAGGUACAAUAUAGAAGGAGUAUCUGUCCUACUUCAGCCCUUGAUUAACACUUCUCCAACACAGUGAAUUCUGAAUUUGGUUCAUUCUAGUAACCAGAAAUGCCA
This is a messenger RNA of Suhomyces tanzawaensis NRRL Y-17324, 4281 nucleotides long. RefSeq names its product karyopherin (gene MSN5). The record is from RefSeq and is a predicted model, not a curated record. Gene Ontology annotation, cellular component: cytoplasm; RNA nuclear export complex; nucleus. Gene Ontology annotation, molecular function: RNA binding; nuclear export signal receptor activity. The transcript has a single exon. The coding region runs from base 195 to 3938 and encodes 1247 amino acids. Gene Ontology annotation, biological process: RNA export from nucleus; protein export from nucleus. Lineage: Eukaryota; Fungi; Ascomycota; Pichiomycetes; Serinales; Debaryomycetaceae.